AAAUUCACACAGCUCCUUGAUCCAUACUUAACUUAUUAAGACCGGUCCUGAAGCUUCUCCCUCUGCUGUGACUUCAAGUUCGAGGCCGCGCCCUCGCCUUCCCGUCUUCGUCUUCCCUGUCCAACUUCCACCAUGCGUGAGAUCGUCCACAUUCAGGGUGGCCAGUGCGGCAACCAGAUUGGUGCCAAGUUCUGGGAGGUCGUCUCUGACGAGCACGGCAUCGACCCCACCGGCACCUACCAUGGUGACUCCGACCUUCAGCUGGAGCGCAUCAACGUUUACUUCAACGAGGCAACCGGCGGUCGCUAUGUUCCCCGCGCCAUCCUUAUGGACUUGGAGCCCGGCACCAUGGACUCGGUGCGCUCUGGUCCUUAUGGCCAGAUUUUCCGCCCUGAUAACUUCGUCUUCGGCCAGACCGGCGCCGGCAACAACUGGGCUAAGGGCCACUACACUGAGGGUGCUGAGCUCAUCGACUCCGUCCUCGAUGUUGUCCGCAAGGAGGCAGAGAGCUGCGACUGCCUGCAGGGUUUCCAGGUGUGCCACUCCCUUGGUGGUGGCACUGGCUCCGGCAUGGGCACCCUCCUCAUCUCCAAGAUCCGUGAGGAGUACCCCGACCGCAUGAUGCUUACGUUCUCUGUCGUGCCGUCGCCCAAGGUGUCCGACACUGUCGUCGAGCCCUACAACGCCACCCUCUCCGUCCACCAGCUGGUUGAGAACGCCGAUGAGUGCAUGGUCCUCGAUAACGAGGCUCUGUACGAUAUCUGCUUCCGCACCCUGAAGCUGACCACCCCCACCUUCGGUGACCUCAACCAUCUGAUCUCCGCCGUCAUGUCGGGCAUCACGUGCUGCCUGCGUUUCCCCGGCCAACUGAACGCUGAUCUGCGCAAGCUCGCCGUCAACCUCAUCCCCUUCCCCCGCCUCCACUUCUUCAUGGUCGGCUUCACCCCCCUAACCAGCCGUGGCAGCCAGCAGUACCGCGCCCUGACUGUGCCUGAGCUGACCCAGCAGAUGUGGGAUGCUAAGAACAUGAUGUGCGCCGCCGACCCCCGCCACGGUCGCUACCUGACCGCCUCUGCCCUCUUCCGCGGUCGCAUGAGCACCAAGGAGGUUGACGAGCAGAUGCUCAACGUGCAGAACAAGAACUCGUCCUACUUCGUCGAGUGGAUUCCCAACAACGUCAAGUCGUCGGUUUGCGACAUCCCUCCCAAGGGCCUCAAGAUGUCGGCUACCUUCAUCGGCAACUCUACGGCCAUCCAGGAGAUGUUCAAGCGUGUGUCGGAGCAGUUCACUGCUAUGUUCCGCCGCAAGGCUUUCCUCCACUGGUACACCGGUGAGGGCAUGGACGAGAUGGAGUUCACUGAGGCCGAGUCCAACAUGAACGAUCUGGUCUCCGAGUACCAGCAGUACCAGGACGCCUCCGCUGAGGAGGAGGGCGAGUUCGAGGGCGAGGAGGAGGAGGGCAACUAGAUGGCUAGUUAGGUUUUUGCGGGAAGGCUUGGUGGAUCUCGUUCGGGUAACGGGAUAGUUGCUGUCCUUGUAGCAUUCUUUUCUUUGGUGCGCUGUACGCAAUGCAGUGUAGCAGCCUUUGCUGGUAUGGCUUUUUGCGGGCAUAGAAUGAACGCGUGUAUUGAAUGGUUUCGCACAUAUUGACGCGCAGGCGCGCCCUACACCCCUGCAUAUGACUGCACGGAUGGGCGGUUACAGAGGGUUUUGACGUUUUACCGAUUGCGUGCUCGUGACAUGAACAUACUCGGACCGGUCUCAACAUUGUUUCCUUGAAGGAGUUGGGCCUUCAAAUGCCUUUGGCGCGUACAUACCCAACCCAAUGCUAGGAUGACAAUUUACGUAUUACAGGAUUGUUGCCAUGCUCAUGUCUUAACGUUGAGUUUGGCGUGUCAGGCGGAAGGGGCAUAUGCCCUAAACGUAAAUAUGCGACUCGAUGAUGAUGGACAUGAGGC
This is a messenger RNA of Astrephomene gubernaculifera, 1958 nucleotides long. NCBI's taxonomy places the organism in Eukaryota, Viridiplantae, Chlorophyta, Chlorophyceae, Chlamydomonadales, Astrephomenaceae. The record is from the annotation of a GenBank genome assembly.